This is a messenger RNA of Nicrophorus vespilloides, 468 nucleotides long. RefSeq names its product larval cuticle protein LCP-17-like. Gene Ontology annotation, molecular function: structural constituent of chitin-based larval cuticle. Bases 25 to 453 code for a protein of 142 amino acids. Lineage: Eukaryota; Metazoa; Arthropoda; Insecta; Coleoptera; Silphidae. The record is from RefSeq and is a predicted model, not a curated record. The transcript is spliced from 3 exons. Gene Ontology annotation, cellular component: chitin-based extracellular matrix.
GCUCUCUCUUGGAAUAUCAACACAAUGGCUUUCAAAUUGGUACUUGCCUUCUGCUUGGUCGCCGCAGUCUCCUGCGAUGUGUCCCAUCUCCGUAAACCAUACCAAGGACAAGACGCCGAGGUGAAAAUCCUUCGUCAAGACUCUGAAGUCAACCCAGACGGUUCCUACCAAUUCGCUUACGAAACUGAAAACGGCAUCUCCGCCCAGGAACAAGGACACAUCCAACAGAUCAACAAGGAUCAAGUAGCCAAGACCGCUCAAGGUUCUUUCCAAUACACCUCCCCCGAAGGUCAACCCAUCAGCAUCUCCUACGUUGCUGAUGAGAACGGUUACCAACCACAAGGAGAUCUCCCAACUCCACCACCAGUACCAGCCGCCAUCCAAAGGGCUGUUGACUACAUCCUUGCCCACCCACAACCACAAUACCAACCAGAACAACCAAAACACUUCUAAACCAAUAAUGACGAC